UACUAUUGUAUAUAUAGUAGAGUCAGAAAAUACAGUUUGCUUUUUUAAGUUCUUUUUAUUUCCUUUUACAUUUAGCCUACUUCUGUGAGUUAUUUCGUGUCACAAUGUAACACCUGCCUUUGGACACACUCUAAUAAUUUUAUGUCCUUAUGUUGAAGUGCCCAAAACUGCACACAGUACUUGAGGUGGUGUUCCACCAGUGCAGAGUGGGACAAUCACAUCCCUCAACCAGCUGGUGAUACUGUGCCUCAUGCACCCCAGAAUACAAUUGGCCCUUUUGGCUUCUAGGGCACACUGCUGACUUAUAUUCAAUUUGAUAUGAAACUGAACCCUCAUCCCUUUCCAUGGUGCUGCUCUCAAGCAUCUUGUUUGUAUGUAUAGCAUCCAGACCCCCCUAGUUUGUACAUAUAACCAAGAUUACCCUGUUCCAGGUGCAGAAUCUGGCACUUGCUCUUAUUAAAUUCCAUAGUUGGCGAUUGCCCAGCUCUCUAGUCUAUCCAGAUCUCUCUGUAACUCCUCUCUACCCUCAAGGGAAUCCACCAGCUCUUCCUAAUUUAGUAUCAUCAUCCAACUUACUUAACAUACAUUUGAUUCCUGUGUAUUGCGGGUAAACCAGGGCUCCUGAACAACUGACCAAUAUGAUCAAGCAGAAGCCAUUUAUUGUUUACAUUACACACACUUUUAUAUGGUCUACAAACGACUAAGAUCACAUUUCUUGAUUGGUGCCUUUGUCUUGUUCCCUCGUUCUCUGCCUCCAUUUCUCAGCAUCCGUGAUUGGUUACUGUGCAGGUGUUCUACAGUCCUCUGUCAUCUAGUUCUUGCAAUCCUGGUAUUUGGUUUCUCAGCUUCUUCUUUCUUAUUUUAGCACAGUUUAUGUCUUAGUAACCUUGAUGAAUUCCACGGUGCCCUGAGAAAAUUCUGAUAAGAACACUUACAGACAGUAUGGCUGGUGCACACUGAGGCCUAAGUUGUUCAGAUACAUUGCUACACCUGUGCCAGAUAAUUUAUAAAAACAUCAAAGUGUACUGGCCUAAAAUUGAGCCCUGGGGAACCCUACUGGUGACUGGCCACCAGCCCGAUGUAACCCCAUUUACUAUAACUCUUUGAACCCAACCUGUCAGCUAGUUGUUCACCCGAUGUAAUAUGGACUUGUCCAGUUGUAUGCUGGACAUUUUGUCCAGAAGAAUACUGUGAGACACAGUAUCAAAAGCUUUGCCAAAAUAAUAAUAAAAAACCCCACCACAUGUACUGGUUUCCCUUGGUCAAUUAGAUGUACAACCUUGUCAUAAAAGGAAAUUUAGUUAAGCAGGAUUUUCCCCUCAUGAACCCAUGCUGGCUAUGACCAAUAUAUGUAUUACAGCCAAAUAUUACUGGUUAUGUAGAUGGUAUAAUAGGCUGCGUACAACAGUAAUUUUAUAGGUUACAAAAUGUGUAAAAGAGCUGCAGGUUUGCAUGUAUUUGGGUUACAGGGCUAUAUGGAACCAUAGUGACCAUUAGAUGUGGAUGCAUUGCAGAAAAAUAGCUACGGUGCUGUAUAAAUUCUCACAUUGUGUAUUGACUCCAGUAUACAACAUCUCUUAUAUCCCUAAAUCAAGCAGUAAUGCUCAAUAUCUUGUAGCCCCAUGACUACAAGGUGCAGAGAAGCAUUGGUAAUAUGGGAGAUUAAGGGGAAACAGGAUGAGGAAGGGAAUUUAAAGAGCAUUGCCCUGGUGGCAGCAUGCAGAAUGAAGUGUGUUCAGGGAAGGAAUAAAAGUAAAGCAGGUUGCAUUCUAAGGAAAUACAUGUGGGGAAGGGUAGGGGUCUAUGAGAAACAUUGCUGAAGGGAAAAGUUGGCACAAGGCAGCUGGUAAUGCACACACUGGUUGUGCGUGUGCUGAGUCCAGCAGGCCAAGUGUAUACAGCAGUUACAGAAAAUGUUCAGCUUUGGCAAUGAGGGCAGUACAGCUGCUGCCACAGCCUCACCUACUUUAGAUGGCAGCAGUCAACAAAUACCCUGUCUAGCAGCAUCUCUUCACUGUUACUUUCUGAUGGGAAAAGAAAUAGAGAUGGUGAUAAGCUGUUAGGACAAAGCAGAAUUUCCUGCUCACGCUAAUCUGCUUCCAAGUAGCAGGAAGCAAACAGGGUGGAAAAGCAAAGCAAAUCACGGAACAGAGAUGCGUGCACAAAACCCCCUUCAUUUUAGUUGCUAAUCGGAUGUGACGUCAGGAUGUCGGUGAGCACGAUCCACGCGGGAGACAGAUAUGCUGAUAUAACCACACCCUCUCUUCCCUCCUUCUCCCUCCCACUCGUGUUUCGGCCUGGCAGUUGCUAUCCAUUUGAACUAUCAGCCACCACUAUAGGUUCCCUCCUUGCUCACUCCGAUGUAGUAUGAUCUUACAUCCAUGGAUAGUCCAUUGUCAUACUAGUGCCACUUUGCUUGUCGGGAAUAGAAUGCGCCCUCGCACGCCCUUAGUGAGGUAGGGGUUUUAUUACAUUCCUACAAACCUUCUUUUCUUUCCUCCUUGAGGAAACAGAUCCUCCUCCCCUCCAGCUCUAAAAGCUGUCCGUCAUACGGGAAGCCCUGCCUCUUCCGGGUAUCUUCGGCUGGGCCACUGCUUCCUUUUCUCUUGCUUGCUCUCUCUCUUUUGUGAGUUAUAGCAACUGUUGCCUUGUGAAUCAAGCGCCAUAGUCACCGUAGUCCUGGUGACUGUUACUCAUCAACAACAUCUGCUCUUCCACUGCUUUCUAUUUGCUUCCUAAUCAUCACCUACAAGAGCCACCACCAGCAAGAGCAACAACACAGCUUUCCACGAUUCAGAGACCAGGAUGCAGACAUCAGAGUCUGGGUCAGACACAGGUUCGACUGUGACUUUACAAGCAUCUGUGGCUGGCCAGGCAGUAGUGCCCACACAGGUUGUACAGCAGGUACCAGUUCAGCAACAGGUACAGCAAGUACAGACUGUGCAACAGGUGCAACAUGUCUACCCAGCCCAGGUUCAGUAUGUGGAGGGAAGUGACACAGUCUACACAAAUGGAACAAUUCGAACAACUUAUCCUUACAUGGAAGCCCAGAUGUAUAGCCAAAACACUGGGGGAAAUUACUUCGAAGGAAGUUCUGCACAGGCAACUACAGUGGUCUCCUCUCAUAGUAUGGUGGGCACCGGAGGGAUUCAGAUGGGUGUUGCAGGAGGACAGCUCAUUAGCAACUCAGGAGGGACCUAUCUGAUUGGCAAUUCAAUGGAAAAUUCUGGUCAUUCAGUGACUCAUACAACACGGGCCUCCCCAGCUACAAUUGAGAUGGCGAUUGACACACUUCAAAAGUCUGAUGGUCUUUCUACUCACAGAAGCUCUCUUCUCAACAGCCAUCUCCAAUGGCUUUUAGACAACUAUGAAACUGCAGAAGGAGUGAGUCUCCCCAGAAGUACCCUUUACAACCAUUACUUACGUCAUUGUCAGGAGCACAAGUUAGAUCCAGUCAAUGCUGCCUCCUUUGGAAAACUCAUACGGUCAAUCUUCAUGGGAUUACGGACCAGAAGACUGGGAACCAGGGGGAACUCUAAAUACCAUUAUUAUGGGAUUCGUGUCAAACCAGAUUCUCCCCUUAAUCGGCUACAAGAGGACAUGCAAUAUAUGGCUAUGAGACAGCAACCCAUGCAGCAGAAACAGAGGUACAAGCCUGUGCAGAAAGUGGAUGGAGUUCCAGAUGGUUUCACAGGAAGUGGUCAACAGGCAGGCACAUCUGCUGAACAAACUAUAAUUGCCCAAAGUCAACAUCAUCAACAGUUUUUAGAUGCAUCUCGAGUACUUCCAGAGUUUGGAGAAGUUGAAAUAUCUUCUCUGCCCCAUGGUACUACCCUUGAGGACAUAAAAUCACUACAAAGUCUUUAUCGAGAACACUGUGAGGCAAUAGUGGAUGUUAUUGUGAAUCUUCAGUUUAGCCUGAUAGAAAAAUUGUGGCAAACUUUCUGGCGCUAUUCUCCCUCUGCUCCAGCUGACGAUGCAGCUAUUAUUGAACUGAGCAAUCUGAGUGAAAUAGAAAGUCGACUUCCAAAAGGAAAACUAAUUACUCUGUGCAAAAAUGAGUCUAUUCUGAAAUGGAUGGGGAACUGUGACCAUGUGAUGUACCAGGCUUUGGUGGAGAUUCUCAUUCCUGAUGUCCUUAGACCUAUUCCUAGUGCCUUGACUCAGGCCAUUCGCAAUUUUGCAAAAAGCCUUGAAGGCUGGCUUUCCAGUGCCAUGAACAAUAUUCCACAGAGAAUGAUACAAAGCAAGGUUGCUACUGUAAGUGCCUUUGCCCAGACUUUGAGAAGAUACACAUCUCUUAAUCACCUGGCUCAGGCAGCUCGGGCUGUGCUUCAGAACACUUCUCAGAUCAACCAGAUGCUCAGUGAUCUCAACCGUGUGGAUUUUGCCAAUGUACAGGAACAGGCUUCCUGGGUGUGUCAGUGUGAUGACAAUAUGGUUCAAAAACUAGAAACAGAUUUCAAGAUGACUCUUCAGCAGCAGAGCACUCUAGAGCAGUGGGCGGCCUGGCUUGAUAAUGUAAUGGUGCAAGCAUUGAAACCAUAUGAAGGAAGACCCAGCUUUCCUAAAGCAGCACGGCAAUUUCUUUUAAAAUGGUCUUUCUACAGCUCAAUGGUGAUUCGAGAUUUAACCUUACGCAGUGCUGCUAGCUUUGGCUCUUUUCAUCUGAUCCGCUUGCUUUAUGAUGAGUACAUGUUUUACUUAGUCGAACAUCGUGUUGCUCAGGCAACAGGAGAAACACCUAUCGCAGUUAUGGGAGAGUUUGGUGAUUUAAAUGCUAUAUCCCCUGGAAAUAUGGAUAAAGAUGAGGGCACUGAAGUUGAAAGUGAAAUAGAAGAAGAGAUGGAUGAAAAUGGAGAGCCACAAGCCAAGAGGGAGAAAACAGACUUAAACCAAGCAUUUCAGGUGGGCUGCUUGCAGCAGCCAGUGCUUGAGAGUGGAAUAGAGCAGAGCCUCCUGAACCCAAUUCAUAAUGAGCACAUUGUUACAAAUACUCAGACUAUCAGACAAUGCAGUGCUUCUGGAAAUACAUAUACUGCAGUCUAAUAUAGAAGUGCCCCUCAACUGCAUUAGCCUUGUUGAUGCUGGUCUUAAUGGGGGAGGUAGGAGAAUAGGUCUGAAAGGUGUCUUAUCAAAUUUUAGCUGUGCUGAACAUUACCUUUUAUUGGAAUUGUGAAAUAAAAUGGGUGUAUGCAUUUUGUCAGAUGUUUAAAAAAAUUGCAAGCAAAAUCAUUUUACAUUGGUUAUUCAAUAUUGAGUUUUUGUAGUUUCAAGUGUCAAUGAAGACUUUUGUCAAGCUUUUAAUGUUAAUGCUUUUUUCCUCUUAAAAUUAAAAUAACUUUUUUUCAUAGUUUAAAUAUAUUUUAAUGUUAAUUAUUUGUCAUAAUGAUUUCAUAUACAUAGAUUUUUAAUUAGAUGCAAAAUAUUAAAAGAAAUACUUUCUUUGACAUACCGGAUGCAAACUCAUUUGACAGUAUAUGCAUCAAAUUUGUUAUAAAAGGUGCUUUUCAUUGAACAGAAAGCACUAUUUUCAUGAAAGUGUGAACAUUCAGGUGGUAUUUUUAUCAUAAUGUUGGAGGGUUGGGAAGAUCUACUGUUUUCUUUAUGUAAGGAAGGAGUGUUUUCACUGCAUUUACAAAUGCAGAAUAAGUGAUAGAAUUGUAACAAUGUGGUAAUGUGUACACUGUAGGCACACCUAAUUAUCUGAACACAUGUAAACAAUACAAGCUUCCUUUAAAAUCAACAGCUCUGGAUUAUAUUUGCAUCCCAAUUCCUCUGGUUUUGAAGACCACUGAUUCUAUUUUGAGACCACUGCAAAGAUACGUCUGGUUGUCAAAUGGUACUGUAGUUAAUAGAGACUAAACCACAAUAGAAGUAACUUGUUUUUUUUUUUAAAGUGUACAUGCUACUUAUGUUGAACUGGACAUACAGGAAAACAUUCCUUUUGGAUGACUUUCUUCUACUCUAGGCCUGUUCCUACUAGUUUAAUUUGCUGCUUUUAUAAAUGAUAAUUUAUAGCAUGUAAGAAAUGUACCAACCUGCAUCAUUUUUUUUUUUAAAUGUAUUUCCUGAUUAAUAAAGUUAAUUUAAUUUUUUACAAAAACUUUCUAAGGUAGUGUAACUGGCACACCUCCCUUGUACUUAUUCCCAACUGCAUUACAUUUUAAUAGGUGGCUAGAUGGAUCAUUGCUAUUUAAGAAUUUACAUCAGGGAUCAUUGUACCUCGGCUAUUACAUGGUGCCUUAAACAGAAAUGAAACUAAGAAUUAGUAUUUUUUGUUAUUUUUAAUAGCUCUUAAAAUUUAUUCAACAAGGUGUGCCUGUCACUUUCAAAUUUCUUAUGUAUUAGGGGCAGGUUACAUAGUCUUCAAAGAAAUAAAGAGGGUUUUAUUAUUAAGUUAUAUUUAUAUUCCUCCUAAAAUUGAUGUUAAAAAUAUUUUUUCUUGUUUCUAGUUGAAUUUCACUUUAUUACAAAUAAAAUUUGCUUGAGAACUUGAAAAACAAAAGUAGUUUUAAUGCCAACUUCAAAUCUUGUUAAAGUAAAUGGACUAUAGUCAUAAGCAUGGUUAUAUAUUUUAAGCUCUUGUCAGAUUUUUAAAAAGUCAGACUAAAUAAAUAAGCAGGUAUAUAAUGCAGCACAUAUUUUCAAUUUGCAUAUGUGGUAGGGUGUCAGUCUGAUGCUAUGUUUUAAUGAUUAUAUUUUAUAGUGAUAGUUUAUACAGUCCAUAAUAAUUGACAUUAAACAUCUCUGAUUUUUUUCUGAUUAUCUUAAGCAUUUUCAUUAUUUUUAAAGCAGACAUAAAUUUGCGAAGCUAAAAUAUUGAAAAUAAUUCAAUAAAAGCAAAAAAGUGAAAGAAAUAAUAGCAAAAGUAAUUUUAUAGAAAGGAUUGCAUUAAAAAUGGAGUCUCUUGUUUUUUCUAGUGUGACUGUGGAUGGAUAUUUUUUUAAAGUCAUAUAUACCAAAUGAGUGAAUAGCAUGUGACAUGAACAGUGUAUUUUUAGCAAAGAAAUUUGUUGCUAGAGCUUUAAGAUGUAUCAAGAAUGGUUAUAGAUCAACUAAGAUGGCUUAAUACUUUUUGGGGUACAAAAUUAUUUGUAAAUUUCUUAGCAAAAUUUGGAGGCAAGCCCAUCCUGCUCCAUUCUAUGAAGGCACGAUUCCUAUUUAUGUCUGUAGAUGUUUUUUGUCUCAGCAAAAAGUGCAAAUGAGGUUUGUAUUAAUUUCUCUCUAAAUUCACCUGUGCACUGAAUCCUCAUAGGUUAUGUUCUCCCAAAUAUCACUGCAUUCUGCGUUUUUUCACUUAGGAAUCAGCACCCUUCACCAAAAAUCCUAAAAACUAACCUAUGAUAAAUAUUUACUCCCUUUUAUUUUGCAUUAUAAUAUUUUUAAAAAUAAAAUAUAGUUGAAUAUUCAUAAUUUUUCAUUCUUAAAAUAGGGUGCCCUAUGCUGUACUGAUAGUCCCUAUUGCCUGGUUUCAAAUUUUGUGUUGACAAACUUUAAAUAUUUUUUAUUGGUAGAAUGUUGGAUUUGUUGCUGCUGAAAGAAAAGUAUGGUUUUAACAUGUAAAUCUAGAUUGCUAAGAAGAGGUGGGACCUCAACAUCUUCUGAACAGUUAAUCACUGUUCAUGUAUUGCAAAAAGAAAACAAAAUAUAUGCAUACAAAGAUAGAAUGCAUAUAAUGGAUUCUAAUAGCAGUUAGCAAAACAAAUUUAAAUUAUUCGUAAUUCAGAAAACUGAAUUAAGUUUGUAUUUCUAUGUUUAUCAACUGAUUGUUCUCUCAAAUUUUUAAGUAAUAUUUUCCCCACUUUAACAAUUAUUUGAAAUAAUUAAGUUGUUGUAAGCUGCUGUGCUUUGCUUUUAAAUUUACUGGAAUUUAGAUCAAACAUACACACAUGAAACAAUUUAAAGACUUUUGAUAUUUGUUAAUAGAUGGGUAUUGUUAAUGAUUUGAGCACAGAAAUAUGGAUACCUCACUCCAAAUUAUGUAGUGUGUAGCAUGUGGCUGAAUUGCCACUCUGAAGCCUGUUUAACUCUUUAGAGCUCUAAAGAGCUGUAGCAAGCAUUUACUGACUAGACACUACAAGAUAAGGUCUCAUAUCAUUUGUGGAUUUUACCCAAUCUUGAUGUGAAAUUAAAAAUAUAUUUUAGAGUCGCUUCCCCCAUUGGUACAAAUUACUUAGUAAACACUGUGGCAGAAUGGGAAUGGGUGUUGUUGAAUUACUUUUUCAAAAUAUGGGGCCCAAUUUUCACUUUCAUAUUUCUCAUUGUAAAUCAGUUUUUUAAAAGUCCCCUCUUUUCAGUUAUCUGCUUCUGUGUUUUAUUAUUUUACUGUAGCAUGCUUUGUGCAUCUUUUUUUUAAUGUUCCGUUAAAAAAAAUGGAUCAUAUUGUUUACUUUCAAAAUUAUGAUGUACAGCAUUUCUGCCUUUAGUUCACAAAUGUGUAAAAUAUUGUGCUGGUGUACUGUCACUGAGGAAUGUAUAGCUUUAUAAAACAUUUCAGUUUAAACUGAAGCAUUUUUAAAUGUCUGAAAUACUGCUUCUGUUCAAAAUAUUUUCCAUGGGGGAAGACCUGACCUGAUAUAUUUGUGAUUCUCACCAAAUUAUAUCAGCAUUGUUUAGAAAGACAUUUAUAUUAGUUAGCACUACAUUGCAAUCUAGCUUACUUUACAGAGUGGUUUUACAAAAUGAAAUAACCUUUUAUAGUCAUGGGAAAAAAAAAGGUGAAAAAUAAACUUUGUAAAUAACGUA
Taeniopygia guttata (zebra finch) is the source of this 8748-nucleotide messenger RNA. RefSeq names its product transcription factor RFX3. The record is from RefSeq and is a predicted model, not a curated record. Gene Ontology annotation, biological process: regulation of transcription by RNA polymerase II. Lineage: Eukaryota; Metazoa; Chordata; Aves; Passeriformes; Estrildidae. Gene Ontology annotation, molecular function: RNA polymerase II cis-regulatory region sequence-specific DNA binding; DNA-binding transcription factor activity, RNA polymerase II-specific. Gene Ontology annotation, cellular component: nucleus.